AAACCAAGGCCCCAGGUGAAGAUGGCGUAGCAUGAUUAGGAUUUUUAUGCUAUAUACUGUGUAUGAUUUUUAUGCAGCUGUGAAACUGUGAACCGUUCGGACUGUAAAGCAAAGUGUGAAGGGAGCUGUGUUCUCACACAAAUAAAACCUUAGUGAGCUACUUUAAAAAAAUAAAAACUAAAAUAGCCGGGAAGCUGUUAACUUAGCAAGGUUCCCAGUGUUGCUAAUUAUAUCAGCUAACGUUACUGUGUUUUCGCUAGGCCACUAAGCUAGCAGCAAUGGAGGAAGGACUUCCCUGAGAACCAGCUGCCCAAAAUGACUGACUGAGAAUAUAACUGAUGUAAGAAGAAGAAGAGGACGGAGUUAGGACAUCUAUGGACAGGAGAGACUUGACACUCCAGCUAGUCUAGAUGCAGUUGUCAGAUAUGACGUGCUUCCUGAAAACGUUGCCGCCAUGAAGGACAGUGGACUUCAAAUACAUGGUCUGGGCCACAGCGGAAGGAGUCUAAGAAAGGCAGCCCAGAUGUCUUUCUCCCCAGCCAUGACCUCCAGCUCUUUUUGGGCAGAUGCCAGAUGGGACGUAUUUAACCCUUUCAGCGUGUCUGUCCUGUGGUCUUCUCCCAGUUGGACAAACUCAGACUACCUCCAAAGUUUGGCGACCACAUGAAGAUGAGGAAUCAGCUUUGAUGACCUACGGAUGUCCACCCCCAACACCGGACCAUUCGGCUUCGGCAACACAUCCAACAAACUCUCCAGGUGGGAGGCUUCUACUACUCAUUACCCAGGAGGAAAAACUUAGUCUUGACCAUUUAUUGUAUUAAUCAUCAGGACCAAAGUCGUCCAAACUGUAAAGUCUGUGAAGGACUGAAUAUACCCAACGGCACUUACCUGACAUGGAAUGAUCUGGACAGAACUGAGCUCAAGUGAAUAUAUUGCUGGAGACAGAUUAACUCAAUCACUCUCCAUUUAAGAGAAAUGAACUGAACUCAAGCUAACUUGAACUGACGUUGGCUGACUUUUUUUUUCUUUUUUCUUUUUUUUUUUACAAACUGCUCUUUUCUGAACCCCUUCCUUCAAAAAUCCCAAAACCUUUAGUCUCAAGCCUAGGUUCCCUCACUUCCUCAGACCCUUUCCGAGGGUCUUGGACAUUGUCUCAAAUUUUAUUGAGGAGGAAUUAUCUCCUCCUCCCCCUAAGAUCCUCACGGCCUCUUUCUUCCGUCCAGACAUGGAUCUUCACAGGGCAGCCUUCAAGAUGGAGAGCUCCUCCUACCUGCCCAAUCCCCUGGCCUCCCCGGCCCUCAUGGUCCUGGCCUCCACUGCUGAAGCCUCUCGCGAUGCCUCAAUUCCCUGCCAGCAGCCACGUCCGUUUGGCGUCCCCGUUUCCGUUGAGAAAGACGUCCAUUUGCCAUUUAACAAUGGUUCUUACACUUUUGCAUCAAUGUACCACCGCCAAGGCGCGGUCCCACCAGGAUUCCCAAACAGGGAUUUUCCUCCAUCCCUCCUCCACCUCCAUCAUCAGUUUGCCCCACCUAACCUGGACUGCUCGCCAAUCAGCAUGCUGAAUCACAGCGGUGUCGGCGCCUUCAGGCCCUUCGCCUCCCCUCCGGAAGAUCGCGACGGAGUGCCAGGCGGGUAUCAGUCUGCUUUCACCCCAGCCAAGCGCCUCAAAGGCUGCCUGGAUGCAGAUGCUUCACCCCACCUGCGCUACUCCGAUGCAGAGGGGAAAGAGUACGACUUUGGCGGUUCCCAGAUCCCUCCCGGAGGUUCGCCCAGCAGCGCCUUGAAAGCAGUAGAGGACAGCGGGAAAAAGAUCUUCGCUGUGUCAGGCCUCCUGUCUGAUCGAGAGACUUCCUCCAGCCCAGAGGACCGCAUUGAGCGCUGGCUGAGUCAGGCUGUCUAUUUCAAACUUGCUGAUGCCCCUCUUUGCCAACUGACGCGGCACGUACCUGUCGUGAUGAGGCCCCUUUGGGAUGGAAAUGAUUGCCGACAGGCCUCACACCCACACCUCUCCGUCAGAUAUCCCCCCUCCUCCGGACAGCUGAGGAAGGAGAAAUGGAAUACAGACAGUCAGCAGAGAGAGGAGAAGAGAGAGGGCAUAGGUAAAAAGAAGAUGUCCCUCUAUGACAGCCAGGCUCCAAUCUGUCCCAUCUGCCAGGUGCUGCUCAGGCCCGGAGAGCUACAGGAGCACAUGGAGACAGAGAUAGAGAGGCUAGCUGCCAUAUGCUUCAGUAAGAACACUUCACCCAAGGAUGGAGCAGCCACUCCAGGAACCCCGAAGUCAAUGCUGUUGUCGGUGCACAUCAAGCGUGAGGGAGAGUCUCCAGUGGUCUCGCCCCUGUCCUCUGAAGACGCCCACCACUCCGACAGAUACCAGACAUUUUUACGAGUUCGAGCAAACAGGCAAACAAGAUUGAAUGGUGCCAGCAUCUGGAGGCAACAAUUGUCUAGAGUGGCCGCGAUCAGCUCCGGGGGCCAUGUUGCAGCCGGAACGCGGCGCAGCUGCGCCCGUCUCUGCAGCAAAAGCUUGACCGGAGAGGCCAGAGAUCAAACACGUAUAGGGAAGAUGAAGAGGAGGAAGCCUGAGGAGGGGGGCCAGGUAUGUCCGCUGUGCAGCGCCCCAUUGGCUGGGAGCGAGGAGGAGAUGAGUAGACAUGUGGAACAAUGCCUGAUCCAGCGUGAGGGUGCGUUAGGCGAUGAUGACUCUGCAGACAUGGACGGAGAAAAUGGGCGGGGCUUUGAGGAGUACGAGUGGGCGGGGCAGAAGAGGAUCAGAGCUACAGCUUUGCUGGAGGGAGGCUUCAGAGGAACAGGUUUUGCAACGUGUAGCAUUAAGGAGAGCGCGGCAGACAGCGACGCUGACCUAGACGUGGACGGGGACGACACCUUGGAGUACGGCAAGGCCCAGUACACCGAGGCCGAUAUCAUCCCCUGCUCUGGAGCCGGAGAGGACCAAGGAGAGGCCAGGGAGAGGGAGGCGCUACGGGGAGCCGUGCUCAACGGUGGGAUGCCUUCUAACAGAAUAACGCCUGAAUUCUCCAAAUGGGCCAGUGACGAGAUGCCUUCGACGAGCAACGGAGAAAGCAGCAAGACAGACCCCGGCACUCCUUCAUCCUCCACCUCUUCCUCCUGCGCACCACGCACCUGUAAAAACAGCGAGAUCGAAAAGGUAACGGAGGAGGAGUCAACGGCUACCACCAUGGAGGCUCUGAAGGCUCGAAUCAGAGAGCUGGAGAGGCAGAUACUGAGAGGAGACCGAUACAAGUGUCUCAUCUGCAUGGACUCCUACACGAUGCCGCUCACCUCCAUCCAGUGCUGGCACGUCCAUUGUGAAGAAUGCUGGCUCAGGACUCUGGGGAACAAGAAGCUGUGCCCGCAAUGCAACACCAUCACCUCACCCGGAGAUCUGAGGCGCGUCUACUUGUAAAGAGCACACGCAUCCUCCCGCCCAUUCGUCCUUCCGAUCCAUUCCUCCUCUCAUCUUGGAUUUCAUCGCCCUCCCCGUCGAUCCUCAUUUGUUUUUUCCUCUCUCGUGGCUUGAGUCGCCAGCUCCAAACCCUCCAAGAGCGUACAGAGACAAGACGGCUGUCUUUGAGACUCCACUGGCUCUUUCAGGAGGUUAAAACUGGAUGAAAUGGAAUGACUGAGCAGAACUCACUGACUCCAUGGCUGGCUGCGUGGCUACCCACACACACACAAAAAAAAAUGUAAUUGAAAAGACGCAGACCUGCAAUUCCACUGUUCAACGGGCUUGUUUCCUUUCACGACUCUCUGUACAUGUAACAUGUGGUAUCAUCCACUGAAGGACUUUUAAUCAGUGGAGAACCCCCAACGCCCAGCUAAACCCCGCCGAGACCUGGUAGCUUCAUACUGCUGGAGCUGGACCUGAAAGGAACUUUGUUAUACAGAAUAUAAAGACUUCUUCUUUUUUUUUUCCCUCUAGCUCUUCUUUGACAUUUCAAUGGUGCUGGACAACAGGCUCUAACCUGAAGACUGGACAGAAAGCUUCUUUUUCUUUGUUGUUACCUAUCCCAGAGAGAGAAAUCAUAUCGUCAUGCCCCUGUUGCUUAAGAGAAUUAAAAAAGGGCCUGUCCACUAAAACUGAGCUUUCAACCAAACUGAGAAUAACCUCACAACCUUGAAAAGGAGUUUGACACUCCUCCUCCACCUCUUCUUCUUCUCCUCACGAGCCCUUCUAUCUCUGUUUCCCCCCCCCCACCCCCUCUUUUGUGGUGUUUUAGUGAAGUAAACCAAAAUUUCUCCCCCUCCAAGAUGCAGUGCAAGCACAUGUAAUAUAGUUCUAUGUAUGUUUACAAUGUUGGGUGUAAAUGACAUAGAGUUCACACACACACACACACACACACACAAACACACAUACAUGUACACACAUGCACACACGUUACUAUCAACAGACACACACAGAAGUAUAUAAUAUCAAAGUCCUGUUGUAAGUUGGAAGGGUCUGGGAAUGAUGUUUGGGGGAAAAAAUGGCUGGAAUAAAAGAAGCCUUCUGUAUUU
This is a messenger RNA of Perca flavescens (yellow perch), 4515 nucleotides long. It is a transcript of the gene rnf220a, whose product is annotated as ring finger protein 220a. Gene Ontology annotation, molecular function: ubiquitin protein ligase activity; metal ion binding. Gene Ontology annotation, biological process: protein ubiquitination. The transcript is spliced from 17 exons. NCBI's taxonomy places the organism in Eukaryota, Metazoa, Chordata, Actinopteri, Perciformes, Percidae. The coding region runs from base 1226 to 3424 and encodes 732 amino acids. The record is from RefSeq and is a predicted model, not a curated record.